AUGGACAGUAACCGACUGUUAUGUGGUCGUCCUUUUGGAGGAUGUGCAAUCCUAUGGAAAUCUGGACUUUUGUGUAACUUUAAACCAAUAGUAUCUGAGUCUAGAAGAGUGUGUGCCGUGAUGAUAGAAAUGGGAUACAUGAAAGUGUUAUUGUGUAACGUGUAUAUGCCUUGUUCUAAUUCUAAUGAACAUGAAUUUGACGAUACUUUAAAUGAAAUAGGAAAACUUAUAUAUGAAUCAGAUACGGAUUAUAUUGUAGUGGGUGGAGACUUUAAUACAGACUUAUCUAGAACAACCUCGUAUCACACAAUCCGUCUGAAGGCGCUUUGUUCAUCACAUACACUGGACUUUGCUCAAAAACAUGAUAAUUCUAAUGUUGAAUAUGCUUUUGAAAGUAAAAUAAAUGGGGAUAAGAGUAGUCUAGAUUACUUCCUCUUUUCUGAGAAUCUAGGAACUAAUCUUAUAGAAUUCAUCUCUAUCCACGAUGGAGAUAAUAUGUCGGAUCAUUCUAUUAGCUUAAACUUAAGCAUACAGCUAGAAUGCUGUCAGUUAGACCCUUUAAGUAAAACCGAGAUUCUCAAGUGGCAGGAGGCAUCUAGUGAUCAAAUUUCUAAAUAUAAAGAUACACUUAAUAAUUUAUUACAAAAUGUGUAUACACAUUGGAAGGAGAAUAAUUCUCCUCGCUCUGGUCAGCUCGCAGAAAUCAGCUAUGAUGAUAGUGCUAAUUUUAAAAAUCUUAAAGAAAAAGACCAUGGUGGUGUAGGAAUAUAUUAUAGUACGAAUAAAGCUUGUAAUAUAAUAAGAUUAGGACAAUUAAAUAUAGAACAUGUUGGUUGUAAUAUUCCAGAUAAAAAUGUUUCUAUAAUAGUUAUUUAUAGACCACCAAAAUAUAGAUUAGAAUUGUUUAUGCCUCAUUUAGAACAUUUGUUGACUGAGUUACAAGAGUCUGGUUAUCAUUAUAUUGUUAUGGGAGAUUUUAAUCAAAAUCUAUUAGAAGGACAAAGUUCCAUUAAGGAUAGUUUUGAACGAUUUGGUUUUAGACAGUGUGUAACAGAGAGUACUACAGAGGGUGAUACAUUAUUAGAUUCGAAAACCGGUUCGUGUCAAUUGCGUAAGUUUUUGUUUUACUUGUUAUAA
Molecule: messenger RNA, 1137 nt
Organism: Lottia gigantea (owl limpet)
Lineage: Eukaryota; Metazoa; Mollusca; Gastropoda; Lottiidae
Exons: 2
Coding region: 1-1137 (378 amino acids)
Molecular function (GO): catalytic activity
Source: RefSeq, a predicted model, not a curated record